Closterium sp. NIES-67 is the source of this 711-nucleotide messenger RNA. The record is from the annotation of a GenBank genome assembly. Lineage: Eukaryota; Viridiplantae; Streptophyta; Zygnematophyceae; Desmidiales; Closteriaceae.
UGGACUUCUGACCCGCACUCACCUCUCAACUAAACCCUGAUCAUUCAGACAAGUCUCGAAGCUGGUCGUCCCUGCUAGAAGCCUUUCGCAAUGACCGGCAAACGCGCGGGCCGCGGGUCCCGCUACAUGCGACGCGAUUUUAAGAAGAACCGCCCGAACGAGUGGGUUCGCCAGCGCCGCGACGAGCGGGCCGCGCAACCCGGCGCGGACGGCGGCGAGGCUGGCGGUGCGAGCGGCGGCGCAUGGAAAGCAUUCGUGCUGGAAAACGAAGCGUUCGAGUCGUACUACAAGAAGCAGCGGCUGCUACCGGAGUCGGAGUGGGAUGCGUUCGUGGCGAGCAUGCGGCAGCCGCUGCCCACCACGUUCCGCAUCAACGCCAAUGGUCCGUUUGCAACGCACAUUCGCGACGAGAUGGAGAGGCACGUGGCAGAGUCGUUCAGCCAGCCCUUGGAGGUGGAGGGCGAGCGGGUGGAGCCGCCGCGCGUGCUACCGUGGUACCCGGACCGGCUGGGCUGGCACCUCAACAUCUCGCGCCAGCAGCUGCGCACGCUGCCCACUCUCAACAGGCUGUUUGACUUCAUCAAGCGUGAGAAUGAGAUCGGUGCUAUUACACGGCAGGAGGCCGUCAGCAUGGUAAAUCCCUCCUCUUCUCCUGGACGUGCAACCCCAUCACAAUGUGCUAGACAGUAAGACCCCUCUCCCCCUUUUAUC